AACCUGAACUCAUCAGGAAAGAGCUCGUCGAGCUCAGACGGGCCGAAGUUUCCAGGCGAUAAGAGUUCGGCUCCGAGCAACAACAACCAGCAGAAGAAAGGGAUUCAGGUUCUUCCUGAUGGCCGGGUCACCAACAUCCCUGUCGGCAUGGUAACGGACCAGUUUGGAAUGAUCGGCUUGUUGACGUUCAUCCGGGCGGCGGAGACGGACCCUGGCAUGGUCCACCUCGCUCUGGGCUCGGACCUGACCACGCUGGGCCUCAACCUCAACUCACCAGAGUACGGGUGGCUCACACACACACACACACACA
This is a messenger RNA of Austrofundulus limnaeus, 310 nucleotides long. Its product is annotated as CCR4-NOT transcription complex subunit 2. Gene Ontology annotation, cellular component: CCR4-NOT core complex. NCBI's taxonomy places the organism in Eukaryota, Metazoa, Chordata, Actinopteri, Cyprinodontiformes, Rivulidae. The record is from RefSeq and is a predicted model, not a curated record.